AUGGAGACGGACAUAAUCAGCCGAGAUUCCGUAAAAACCGGACUUCCAAGGAAAGGUUUUGGAGUUCCGGUUCAAGUCGCCGUUGAACGAUCCGAUCCUGGUCCUAUUCUUCAGCCUUGUGCAGCUUCAGACGGUGGAGUUCAGGGACUACGUUGGUACUCAAUGCGGUUAAAGAUGGAUGAAGACAGAGAUGUUGCAGAUGAGUUCUUGGAAGAUCAUCAUAACUAUAAGACUUUGCCAAAAGAUGCAAAACAAAAGCUGCAAAAGUGA
Messenger RNA from Thlaspi arvense, 270 nucleotides. The record is from the annotation of a GenBank genome assembly. NCBI's taxonomy places the organism in Eukaryota, Viridiplantae, Streptophyta, Magnoliopsida, Brassicales, Brassicaceae.